Austrofundulus limnaeus is the source of this 691-nucleotide messenger RNA. RefSeq lists its product as uncharacterized. The record is from RefSeq and is a predicted model, not a curated record. NCBI's taxonomy places the organism in Eukaryota, Metazoa, Chordata, Actinopteri, Cyprinodontiformes, Rivulidae.
AUCAGGGGGUGACAACCACUUCACAAGGGUCAUCACAGCAGGUGGUCCCAGGCUCUUUCCAAAAACGAAGCUGCAGAGUUUGUGGGGACACUAGCCAUACGACACUCUCUCAUUGCAAGAAAGAGAAGCUUUGCCUUUUGUGUUUCUCUCCUGGCCAUUUUAAAAGGGACUGUGAUGGGCGCAAUCAGAGAUCAGGAGGACCGAAUGGUACCAAACAGAAUCAGGCCCAGGGAAACUAGGAUACCCACAUUCGGAGAGGGGCAGUGUGGGGGAAGUUGAAGAAACCCUCGAUGGUAGUAACACAGAUCUUGAGCUUCUAUAUGUAAAGGCUUGUUCUGCAGUGCAAGAAGAUUAUCAGGUCGUGGUUCAAGGAUCAGCAGAGGUUCCAGCUUUCAGUGAGUUGUUUUACACUCAAGUUUUGGUGUAUGACAAAGUUAAACUGAAGGGCAUGAUUGAUUCAGGAUCUAUGGCUUGCACAAUAAACGAAGACGCUGAAGAACUGCUUAGAGAGGCUGGGGUUUUCGGGGAAGUGCCACAGCCAGUCGAAAAAAUUGUGUUGAUAGGUUGCGGGGGUAAGAAGACCCACCCAAAAUGUGUGUAUGAUUUGACCAUGACUAUCUACGGUGUGAAAUGCAUCGUUCCUACUUUAGUGGUGCCUGGCCAGCGAGACGAGCUCAUCAUUGGAUCUAAU